Messenger RNA from Cariama cristata (Red-legged seriema), 1476 nucleotides. RefSeq names its product cystinosin, lysosomal cystine transporter (gene CTNS). The record is from RefSeq and is a predicted model, not a curated record. The transcript has 10 exons. Lineage: Eukaryota; Metazoa; Chordata; Aves; Cariamiformes; Cariamidae. Gene Ontology annotation, molecular function: L-cystine transmembrane transporter activity. Bases 1 to 1170 code for a protein of 389 amino acids. Gene Ontology annotation, biological process: L-cystine transport. Gene Ontology annotation, cellular component: lysosomal membrane.
AUGAAGAUCCAAUACCUGCUCCCCACUCUGCUGUACCUCUUGCUUGUGCUGCUGAGGCGUGGUGGUGAGUGUUUGGUCAUCCCAGCUUGGGCCCACAGGGCUCCCCUAGGCAGGGGCCAGCUCCAGACUGAUGGAGCCAUUGUAUUGUCUGUCCCUGAAGUGGUUUCAUUAGAAAGUGGAAGUUCAACAAAUGUCACUAUCUCUCUGAGGGCUCCAUUAAAUGAGACGCUGGUGAUAACUCUUAAUAUUACACACUCAUCAAAACACAGCACCAUUGUUGAAUUGCCUGAUGAAGUACAGUUGCUUGCAGGUCACACUAAAGCAGACUUCCAAGUGAAAGCAGAUGAUGUUGGACAAGUAACAGUUUAUCUUUAUACCAUUAAUUCCAACUUAACUGGACCUAGGAUUCAAUUUCAAGUGAUUCAUAGCAUCAUAGUGAGAUACGCUGAUGAGGUGAUUGGCUGGAUCUAUUUCCUCGCCUGGUCUGUCUCCUUUUAUCCUCAAAUCUUUGAGAACUGGCGACGAAAAAGUGUUGUUGGACUAAGCUUUGACUUCAUCGCAUUAAACCUUACUGGCUUUAUAGCAUACAGUGUGUUUAAUGUUGGACUUUUCUGGAUUCCCUUGGUUAAGGAGGAAUUCUUAGUCAGUUAUCCCAGCGGGGUGAACCCUGUGGCUAUCAAUGAUGUUUUCUUCAGUCUCCACGCAGUAGCUCUCACUCUCCUCACCGUCGUUCAGUGCUGCAUCUACGAGAGAGCAGGUCAGAAAGUAUCCAAAGUUGUUGUGGGACUACUGGCACUUGCGUGGAUCUUCACAUUUACAACACUGUUUCUUGCUGCAGCUGAGGAAAUGACAUGGCUACAGUUCUUAUUCUGCUUCUCUUACAUUAAGUUAGCAGUCACACUGAUAAAGUAUUUUCCACAGGCAUACAUGAAUUUCCGUCGGAAGAGUACUGAGGGAUGGAGUAUUGGAAAUGUAUUACUGGACUUCACUGGUGGAAGCUUCAGCCUCCUCCAGAUGUUUUUGCAGUCAUACAACAAUGAUCAGUGGAAGUUAGUCUUUGGAGAUCCAACCAAGUUUGGCCUGGGUGUCUUCUCAAUCGUCUUUGAUAUUGUUUUUAUGGUCCAGCACUACUGCCUUUAUAGGAGACGAGGGUAUGAACCUUGUGAAUAACAUCACUUACGAAGAUAAAAACUUUAAAUUGAACUUGCCCUGACCCUGGCUGAGGGCUUUCAAGAUGCCUACCGCCACUUACCAGAAAUACUGAGUCUGAUCUCUGUUUAUACUUCAACCCUCUCUGGUAUGGAAUACAAGCUGUUGCCUUGCCAAAUGCUGAUUGCCAGAUGCCUUAAAGGACAGCAACCUCUCUAGCCACCACUUGCAAAUGGAAGCCCUAUGCCUGCUGAAGCUCCAAAGACAGCUUAACUUGAGCUGUCCAAGCAACAUGUGGCUCUUCUUCCAUUAACAACAGGAAAGAGA